Molecule: messenger RNA, 1069 nt
Organism: Bombina bombina (fire-bellied toad)
Lineage: Eukaryota; Metazoa; Chordata; Amphibia; Anura; Bombinatoridae
Gene: CCDC90B
Product: coiled-coil domain containing 90B
Exons: 9
Coding region: 58-801 (247 amino acids)
Cellular component (GO): mitochondrion
Source: RefSeq, a predicted model, not a curated record
CGGAAGUAAAGAGUGAAUGACAACUUUUGCUGUAGUUGUUGUUAUUACAGAAACAGCAUGAGGGGCAGCUGGGUGUGUAGACAGUUGUGUUUACGGGACAGCAGAGCACAUACAGCUUAUAAGGCAUGGAGGAGAGGUUUUGAGACCUCUGUGGCUGCCUCAUCUUACGAUGUCAGAAGAGUAGACAUAACACCUUUGGAGCAGAGGAAACUGACUUUUGAUACUCAUGCUCUGGUACAGGACUUAGAGACUCACGGUUUUGAUAAAGCACAAGCGGAAACUAUUGUGUCUGCCCUGGCAACACUUACAAAUUCCAGCAUAGACACUGUCUACAGGGAUAUGGUGACCCGUGCACAGCAGGAAAUUACCUUGCAGCAGAUCAUGGCACACUUGGACUCAAUUCGGAAAGACAUGGUGAUUUUGGAAAAGAGUGAAUUUGCAACUCUGAGAGCAGAAAAUGAGAAAAUGAAAAUCGAAUUAGAACACGUUAAACAUCAUCUUUUGAAUGAAACUAAUCAGAUCCGAGCAGAUACCAAACUGGAUAUGAACCUAGAAAGAAGCCGUCUGACAGACAUGUUUACAGAACAAGAAAAGAAAUUUAUGGAAACCAGCACAGAUUUUCACAAAAAGAACACAGUUACAGAUGGUGUCAUUACAGAAAUCAACAAGAAAAUUGAUAUAGAUAUAGCUUCUCUCAAGACAUUAAUGGAAUCUCAUAAACUGGACACGAUCCGCUAUCUGGCAGGAUCCGUGUUUGCCUGUUUAGCAAUAGCCUUGGGAUUUUAUCGCCUAUGGAAAUAGAUAUGGGAACAGCAACUACACUUGAAGCUGUAAACAAUUUAUAUAAACAUAUUUUCUACGUACAUUAAAUAAAUAUUGCAUUUAAUGGAGCAGCAGCAGGGCAUGUACUGAAAUUAUAAUGAUUUCUAAUGUAAACAUUACCUUGCUACGGAGAACGUCCUGUUUCUGUAUAUUGGAUGAAACUGUUACAUAUUUAGCACAAUAUCAUUUUUGUACCAUUAAACAAAUAAGUUUAUCAUCUAUUAAAAGUGGCUAUUUAUGUAACAAA